AGCGUUACAUUUAAUAAAACACCGGAAAGACUAGCUCGUCAUCUUUUCUCUUUUGCACAUUUUUGACGAGUUUUCUCUUUAAUUUGAUUGUGUGAACAUGUUAAUUAAGUUUUAUAUCAUUUGGGACCAUAUCUCCAACUACAAGAAUCAUGAAUAAAUACCAGUCGAAAGAGGAAGGCGAACUUUCAGAUGAGGAUGAAAAUGGCAAAAAUAAAUUCGGUUUUUCCAGACCAACAAAUAUUUCCUCAGGAAUUUCAAACGAUACUACUUUUCAUACAGGAGGUACCGAUUUUGGAAAGUUAGGCAGACCUCAUAUCUACCAUAAAUUUACUGCACAUCCCAGUCAUAACAAAACACAGCAAUCAGUUGGCGUGUUGCCAAAUCCAAGGAACAUUUUGCCGCGCCCGGCUAUUUCUAACCAACAUGUCAAAACAGAAAAAGACAGAGCAUGUAUUGUAAUAAAAAACAAUGGUAGCCUUGGCUCAAACCGAAGUAGAAGAAAUUUUGAAGCUAGCAAUGUAGAACUGGCAUUAAAGUCUCCAUCAUCGAAGAUAUGGGACAACAGAAAACUGAGGUCGUCAAGAGAGAAACACCAGGAAGAAAUCAAAAGAGAAGAGGACAACUUUCAGACAUUGCUACAGGAGUAUAAAAACAUACAGGGACAACUGGCUUCUCUUAAACACCAAGAAGAUCUGUUGAAUGAGAUCGGUAAAUCUGAGAGAAAUGCUGAUCUUAGUGGAGAGACUGUUAAGCUAAAGAAUGGGGAGGGGACUUCACUGAUGAAAGACACUGCAGUGGCCAAGGAUAGAGAUAUAUCAGUGGUAGAAAAAGCUAAAACAGACAAAAGUACAGACAGAGAUCAUUGGACAGUUAACUUAGUCUCGUCACCAUUGGUCCAGAAAGAAAGUGUUGUGCCUUCAGAAACCAGUCCAAGUGCCACAGGAGAUGCUGCAUCUGUGUAUGAGAAACAAGUUGAAACCGUAAAGGUAGCGACAAAAGAAGCAGUCCAAGGUGAUGUAGAAGCCAAGGAAGAAGAGGAAGAUGAUGAUGAGUUAGAUUUGUUAGAGCUUAGACGUAAUGCCCUAGCUUCUUUACUGGCUGAAGAAACAGAGGCCGGGGAAAGUGAAAACUCUUCACAUGGAGGAGGAAAGCAAAGUGAUAAAUCUAGUAAAACAUUUACAAGACCAUCACUUGAUAAGGUGACCCCAAGACAAACAGAGAGACAGUCAAGUAGACGAAAUGUGUCAAAAUCACAAAACAGAAGCAGAAAUGGUAGUGAUGAGAGAGUUCAGAGACGUUCAAGGCUUUUACGAGCUAGAACCCCUGCUCUGAGAUCAUACAAGACAAGCACAUUCCAGCCUCGGAGACCUUCUUCAUAUAAGACAGAAGACAGGACAUCAAGGCGAACCAUUCCACCCCCUAGAAGUAGACAAAAUGGGUAUCAAUCAAGGUCAGAUCUAAGCAGUGGAAGAUCAAGGUCAACCAGUCAAGGGGAGCGUAAUGACUCUAGACGUAUUUCAUCAGAUCGUAAGGAUUACAUUGGAGACAAAAAUGACAUACAGAAAAUUCUCAGCUUGGAUGACCCAGAGGAGAAGAUUGCAAGACUUCUGUCCAUUCUGGAGAAUAACUUAUCGAAAGAAUCUGAAAAAAGAGCUCAAGAUAUCAAGAGUCCAUCGAAAGUUUUAGAUGGAGCAGAAUCAGAACCAACCCAGGACAACUAUGAGGAGGUUGAGAUGGAUAUAGAUAGUGAUCCCGAGUCCAGUGUUCCUGUGAACCCAGUGGAAGAGUUACAGUUUGAACCGGACUUUUACAAUGCUAUGCAACCCAUGUAUACGACUGUUCAACCAACAUAUGAUGGGUACGAUCCUACCUCUGGCUGGUCUCUACCAGGGCCAACAUACUCCGAUACUGUUGUACAUAUGUCAGCUCAACCCCAGCAGUACUUGCCUGCGCCAGUGAUAUCAUUCUCAGAUUCACACAUUCCCAUGAUGCCUUACAACCCUACCGUGUUUCAGGAUCCAAGUGGUCACUACCAGCUAAUGGAUCAGCAUACACUAUCUGUAAUUCCAGAUCAGGUCACGGUUCUUCCACCACCUCCCCCUCCACCGCUGCCAUGUGAACCCCCGCCAAAUCCACCCCUGCCUCCGUCAGAGACGCCACCUCUUCCCCCACCUUCCCCUCCACCAUUGCCGAGUGAAGCCCUACCUCCACUUCCACCAGAAGACGAUGAAGAAGUUAAUAUCCCAUAUACACAUGGUAUACCAAAUGCUGGGUACCAAACUGUUACAUUGGAUGCUGGGUACCAGGAUGUUAUAUCAGAUGCCGGGCACCAGGCUAAUCAGCAGUAUUUGAACUUCAACAAUAAUAGCCAUACCACUAGUAUUCAAGAAAAUUCUGACCUGGGUAGUCAAAACUCAUCUGAAUUACGUCUAUUUAAACUAGCUGGAUAUAAUCCAACCUCUCUUUCUGACAACUGGCAGGCUAGAAAUAAUGAAGUUUCUAACUUGGAUAGUAGUGAAGAGUUUCAAAAAUCAGCGUACAAUAUACCAGGAAGUGGUAGUGAAAGGUUUCCCAUUGCAGCAGCUGAGGCUGAUAAUGAAGUUGAUCAGGGUGAAGAGGAAGAGGCAGUGUUAAGGGCACAGUUGCUACAAUCAAUGGUUAAGAAAAUGAAAGAGAAACAAAAACAGCUGGAGGAUGCAAGCAGGAGUGAAAGUUCUUUGUCUAGAAGUCAGUCUCCCAGCUCGGUACCAGUCGUAAAACCAGCUAAACCUGUUACACAUAAACUGACAUACAGCAGGAUUCAUAUGGGAAACCUGCCUAUCCAUAAGCCAGUGAUUAUCAACCUUGGAGAAGACUCUUCAGAUGAGGAGGAAGAAAAGAUGCAGACAGCGCCAUCUGGUGUACAAAAACUACUGGGUGGGCUUGAUUCAUUCCUUAAAGAAGCUAGACGCUCUUCAGAGACUACUGGAAGUCAGUCACCAAAGAAGAUGGAUGCUGAAAAAAUUUUAGAGGUAAAGAGAAGGCAAGCUUUGAUAUCAAGGGUCCGACAGGAAGAAAUAAGUCUUCUAAAACAGAGUGACAGUAUUACCAAGGACCAAGGUUUACUAAAGACAUUAGUGAACCAGGCAUCAAAAUAUCUACAAAAUGUGAAGAUCUCUGAAGCAAAGGUGAAACAGUUGACAGAGCAGUUAGCUGCGGCUGAGAAAGUUGCCACUGCUAAUAAAGACAAUCUAGAAAAAGCCAAAAAACAGGCCAGACUGGUUAAAGACAGAUUAUUGAAGAAAAAGACAGAGUACGAGAACUUACAGAAGAAUUUGAUAGAAGCAGGACGUGAGCUAUACGGAGCGGAAUACAAGAUAGGAGCCCAGUUCACCCCUGCUAAAAGGGUUGUGCAAUCUACAGAUCUGCCUCUAGGCACUUCACAGUCUGAGAACAGACAGGCACUGACCAAGCCUGAUGGAAAACACAGAAUAAUAGAGAACAUGACAGUUACUAUUGAUAACACAUCUACAGUACAAGCAACAAAAAAUCAUGAUACUCCCACAGACCAGGAUUCCUUGAAGGAGGAAAAUAAAAUAGAGUCUUCUUCUGUCAUAGAAACCAAUAAAAUAGCUAGAAAUAUGAAUGAAAUUCUUAUCAAGAAACAAAAUUUGCUUGAAAAGAAGGCUUUGCUUGAAGAGCAAAGAAAAGUUAGAGAAGCAGAACAGAGAAAAAAUAGAGAAAUGAUCAGGAAAGCUAAAGAGGAAAAACGUUUGAAGAUAAUGGCACUAAGAUACGAAAUCAAACUGCGAGAGAUGAAGUUAAAACAUGCUGAAAUAGACAAGCAAAAGAUUGAAACCAAAGAAAAUACAGAAGUUGAUUCUGGAAAGAAAGAUUUAGGGAUGAAUAAAAGUGUAUUAAGGUUGGAAAAGAUAGAGCUGGGAUCUGAUCCAAUAGAUCUGACGAAGGAAUCGGAAGAAAAUGCACCAAAGAGACGUAGAUCUUUGCUGGAAUUAAAUCCAAGUACAAAGCCUGAUUUGCAAGUUAAAGCAGAGUUAAUAAGAAGUACGAGUGCUGAAAGUGCUCACAAUCAGUUUGAAAUAACAAUACCAGAGGGGAAAAAUCUGCUGAGGAUUUUGAAACUUCAGAAACAACGUGUUGAUGAAGAUCUGAAGGCAUUUUCUCACCUUUCUUCUGUCAGUCAUAGACUGAACAAGGAAUAUCCAGCACUGAUGCCAAAACAACAACAGUUGUCAAGUUUACAAGCAUAUAAAGCACCUGCCAAAGCAACCACGUCAAGUAUUUCCACACAGCCAACAGACUUUGUGUAUAAAAGUCCACUGCUGCACUUCAAGUCAUACAGAUUUAGUCCUUAUUUCCGCACCAAAGCUUGUAAGAAUUUGAUAUCCAGAUGUGUCGCAAACAAACUUCUGCCAAAGGUUGUCUUGUGUAGGUUUGAUUUGCAGGGGACGUGCAAUGAUGAAAAAUGUAAAGGGCAACACCAAAAACAGUAUUUACCAUUGGAUAGAGAGAUUUUGCUGGACAUUGUCUCAUACUGUCCAACUAUUGCCGGUGUACAGAAAGACACGCCUCCAAAGAAAGUCUUAAAAGUCAUGGGAGACUAUGUGGAUGAUAUGCUGAAACAAAACAAAGGAAGAUUCACUGUAGAUCAGAUGUGCCUGCUGUUAGUCAGUAAAAUCAAUGAACAUGUCAAACAUGUUCCACCACACACAAUGCUGUAUACACCACGUUUGUUUCGGCCUAAACAGGAUGAGAAACAGUUCGCCAAAUCUGAAAAUCCAUCAUUCAAACACACCAAAGAUAAUGAAGCAUUCCAGUUCCUUGCUCAUACUCAGUCCAGACCCGAGGACACAGUGAUACAGAGUGACGAAAGAAGAUACUUCUAUACUGAAGAUGGUGGGUCAGAGGUUCAAGACUUGGAGUCAUCGGUGCUAGCCUCACCUACUGAUACACAGCUCUGGCUCAAACUUGCAAACAACAAACUACAUAGUUCCCAUUUGUCCUCUGAAUCAAGUUUAGAGGAAGCCCUAAAUGUGUUAGCUAGGGCACUGGAAUCCAAUAAAGAUAGUUCAGUAUUAUGGUUAGAGUAUUUAACACUGUAUGCUAGACAUAAAGAAGCCACAGACUUCUCAGAUCUCUGUCAGAUGGCACUUCAGUAUGCACCAAGCUUUGAAAUUUGGUGGAAGUAUCUACAUAGCCUGGUAUCGUACACGGACAGGAAUGAAGUAUGUAGUGAGAUUGUCGACUACCUCUGCUCCAUACAGACCAAAGAUAACAUAAAUGCUGCAGUAUCUCAUCACUUGCUGGAGGUGAUGUUAUAUAAAACCAAUCUCUCCAUGAUGGCUGGUCAAUCACAAUAUGCUAAAAAUAUAUUACAGGGUUAUUUUGUGAAGAGUGAAGGUAAAUCAUCGUGUCAGUCAUACCUAACAGUGCUGGAUCGCUGUGUUCUAUGGUUAUGCUACAUACACGUGUUGUCAUGGCAACAGCUGCCUGAUGGAUUGUGGGAUAGUGCUUUAUCUGGGAAAAUAAUAAACAAGAAUGAUUUGGUACUUCCCUGGAAGAAACUUCCUCUUGGUGGUUUUACAAGGGACCAGCAGAUGGCACUACUACAGGAAGCUGUCAGUGUUUGUAUAACAAGCCAGGAACCAAGAAAUGCUGCAGCUCUCCAGGAAGGCUUGAUACUGUGUAGAAAUAUCAUUCACCUAUUGCAUUGUCAAAAUAAAUUAGAGGAGAUGUUGUCAGUAUGCAGAGAUCUGUUACAGAAGGACCAGUCACUGGUAGAUAUCUGGCUGAUUGUAGCCAACCUGUAUGCUGCCAAUGGAGAAAUAGAUGCCACCAUUCAGGUGUUCAAUGAUGCGCUAGAAGUGAAUCCGUUAUCUGCCAGAGUGUUCAGUAUUGCUGCUCAAUUUGGAGUCUCUCAUAAUGCUGAGUUUACAAUGACGUGUCUGGAACAGUGUCCACUGGGAUACUUCAGUCUGGAUGACAAAACUUUACCUGAUCCUCUCUCACUUUACUGUGUAUUAUUGAAUCAGACAGUAGCUCUAGGUUACACACCACCACCACUUAAAGAAGGUGUAUCAAAAGACCUCAUUUCUGAACAACAGACAGACAUCUGGCUUAACUACUGUUUAUUUUUGGAACAACGAAAGAAUUAUGCAGCUGUUGUAGAAAUGUUUGAGACAGCGUUGAGUUCUGUGACAAAAGCUUGUGAUAUUGGUAAAAUAUGGUCAGGGUAUAUAGCGUUCCAGUAUAGACAGUUACAAAAUAGUGCACAAAAUAUUACACAGCAAACUGUAGAGCAUCGCAAGAUGAACUAUUUGUUCCAUCGAUGUAUAAUCACCAUGCCUGUGAAGUUGCCACUUGAACACUGGAACAUUGAAACAGUGCUAGACUAUAGACCAGUUAACUCUGUGAUUGAAGGCUAUGUAUGUUACUUGUUACCGGAGCAACAGACAUUGACGUUGGAACGUGUAGUCAACAUGAUGCCCAAUAACAUCACACUAGUGUUAAGGUUGUGUGAGGAAUAUCUGCGACAUGGAGAUGACCAGAGAGCACUCAGUCUGUGUUAUCCUCUACUUUGUGAUGGGACACAAAAUACACACAUCUGGAAACUUGCAACAACUUUGGCCAUCAGACAAAGGUCACACACCCAGAUUGAGAAGUUGUUCCGGAAAGCAGUACAAACAGUGCCUUACAGUCUGAAUAUCUGGAAAGAUUAUUUGAUGUACCAGAUGACACUAGGAAAUUCAGGAAGGGAGACAAUUCAGGCCGUAUUGCAACACUGCAAUCUCCUAGGCUUGAAUAUGGAAGAGUUACUCAAAGUUAUCAAGUCUUGAAAAAGGCUUGGGGCUAUCCAUAGGGCUACCAAGACUUGUAGAUUUCCAAAGAUGGAAACUUAAUAAGUCUUGGUAGCUCUUAACUAAGUUAUUUCAUGCCAGAAAGGCAUCUAUGGGAUAUUACUUGGUAUUAACAUUUGGGAAUAACAAAAAGUCUUAGAAAUGGUAAGUAUAUAAGAUCAGUUCAGUAUUAAUUAGUGAGUGAACAAACUCAUUUUGAAAGAGAGAAAAACCCUAGUCAAUAUAUAUUUUAUAACUGAGCUGAUCUUUAUGAAACUUUUUUGUUGUGUUUAUUUAUUUGUGGUUAACAGUAUAUAGAGAAGAAAUAACAGACUUUAGCCAUAUGAUGACUGUACGCAUUGUUGGAGGACUUGUUUACAUCCGAAACUACAGAAAAACAGUUUAUCAUAGAAUGAGCAUGACUGAAAGCUGUAUCUGUAUGACAGUCACUUUAGCACCACUGACACUGGAUAAAAACAUGCAGGGCCAGGCUAUAUAGCAGGAUUACUAAGAAAGUAUCAAGUGCUAUAUUAUUUUUGGGUUUAACUUUUUGUUAUUUGACAUGUUCUGUGAAUAAUAUGUUUUAUUUUGAUAUUUACUAAUUAUUCUUGGGUAAUAAGUAAUUUCUCAAGUGCUCAAUACAUUUUACUUCUUUAUGAAAGCUGAUUAUUGAAUAGAUUUUAUAUAUAAAAGCAGUAUCGAAGUUUUCAGAAAUCAUUAAUGAAUCUAUUAAAAUGUUUUCUUUUGUAAAAUCUGGUACAUAUUUCAAAAUUCUUGUCUGUAUUCUUUAACCAUUACAGAUUUAUCAGUAUUACAAUUUGUGAUAGUAUGUUUCUAUUCUUUUGUUAUUAUGAGCUGCGCCAUGAGAAAACCAACAUAGUGGGUUUGCGACCAGCAUGGAUCCAGACCAGCCUGCGCAUCUACAGUCUGGUCAGGAUCCAUGCUGUUCGCUUUCAAAGCCUAUUGCAAUGAGAGAAACUGAUAGCGAACAGCAUGAAUCCUGACCAGACUGCGCAGAUGCGCAGGCUGGUCUGGAUCCAUGCUGGUCGCAAACCCACAAUGUUGGUUUUCUCAUGGCACGGCUCAUAUUGUUUUGAUGGCAAUAUUCUGUUUUAAUUUUAUGUAAAAUUCAAGGAAGCAAUUUCCAGUUAAUGCUUUAUUUCCUGAAUUCUAGUAAAUUAAAUUCAAUUUGUUGACACUAAAAUGUAUGUUUUGUCAUUGAAAAGCGUCGAUUACAAAAACAAUUAAUAUGGAAAUUGCUUCUUUGAGUUUCAGAUAUAUACAUGUAUUUAUUCUAUGCAUAAUUAUGCAUGUUCAUCUGUUUAUGGUGGAGUAACCUUCUGUACAUAAAUUCUUGUCAAAAUAAAUUGUUGUUUACAAAAGUUUAA
This is a messenger RNA of Mercenaria mercenaria, 8224 nucleotides long. Its product is annotated as zinc finger C3H1 domain-containing protein-like. Gene Ontology annotation, molecular function: protein binding. The record is from RefSeq and is a predicted model, not a curated record. The coding region runs from base 150 to 6836 and encodes 2228 amino acids. Lineage: Eukaryota; Metazoa; Mollusca; Bivalvia; Venerida; Veneridae. The transcript is spliced from 36 exons. Gene Ontology annotation, cellular component: exosome (RNase complex); nucleus. Gene Ontology annotation, biological process: RNA processing.